This is a messenger RNA of Paracoccidioides lutzii Pb01, 2253 nucleotides long. RefSeq lists its product as hypothetical. Gene Ontology annotation, cellular component: cell surface; site of polarized growth; plasma membrane. The record is from RefSeq and is a predicted model, not a curated record. Gene Ontology annotation, biological process: hyperosmotic response; fungal-type cell wall organization; signal transduction involved in filamentous growth. The transcript has a single exon. Gene Ontology annotation, molecular function: osmosensor activity. Bases 1 to 2253 code for a protein of 750 amino acids.
AUGCGGGCCAACAGAUACUCUAUCUUGGCUGCUUUGCUGGCCCUGGGUGCCUUGGACGCUCCUCUAAGUCACGCUCGAGGAGCGGGAGAUUCUCCAGCGCGGCCACGAUAUUACUUCCCGCGGGAAAUAAAGCGCGGCUCUGCCGUUCCAGCACCCGUGGAUAAACGUGCUCCACAAUUAAAUGACCAGGACACCACCGUUGUGGUCAUACCCGUCACUGUCUACGUAGGUCCUGAUGGCAAACCUUUUACGAUAGGAGGCCAGGCCGCUGGGGGAACAGGUGUCACCCCGUCGAGUACUACCUCUUCAAGUACGCCCCUUUCAAGCGACCCCGCUUCAAACUACUCCCCUUCGAACGACACCCUUUCAAAUACCAGGCCGUCAAAUUCCUACGACGGACAGGCUCACCGAAUCACUGCCGCCAGCGAACCCAACAGUUCGUCUGCCACAAAGCCAAUGGGCAAUCUCAGUCUUGGUCUGCCGAAUCUAUUUAGCACGCCCUCUGCCUCAGAAUCCGAAUCAGAGACCGUUUCCUCCAACAGUGCUUCAUCCAUUUUUGGAGGAACAGGUUCCACUGCUCCAACCGUGAGCCCAUCCUCUUCGUCGAGCUAUGAAGAUGUAUCAUCAUCCAGUACUUUCCCCACACUCGAGCUUCCAACCCUGCAACUUCCGACUGAUGGUACUUCCACUUCAGGCGUUCCUGGUGGCACUGGAACUUUUACUCGUGAAGAACCUACUACGACAUCACAGGGACCAAUUAUUACUCUUCCUACCAUUAUUCCAGACCCAAGCCCGUCGAACUCUGAAACAUCUUCAUCUACCCAUUCACCCUCCAGAACCACAAGUCCGGACGUGACAGAUAUAACACCACUUCCAACAUCCGAGUUGCCCACCGUAGUGCCUCCGUCAACUACCAGUGAAUCGCCCACGGAAUCACCCACGGAAUCACCCACGGAAUCACCCACGGAAUCACCCACGGGAUCACCCACGAAAUCACCCACGGAAUCACCCACGAACUCACCCACGGAAUCGCCCACAAAAUUGCCCAGUAGCUCCCCAAGUAUCCCUCCUACCGGCAGAGUUACCCUCACUCCGAUCCCCCCUGUGACCAACAGCAGCACUACCUCAACGACUAGUUCCAUUCCAUCUGGUAUCUUUCCUAGUUCGACAGUCGUCCCCACCGGUACGAACCCCACCGGAACGUACCCAAGCCCUUCUAGAACUGGAAUAUCUUUGACACCGUCUCCAACCCCAAGUUCACCAGCACCAACCCAGACGGAGACCACGCCACUCUCGACAGAUUCGUUAACUUCUAUGUACAUCCCGACAAGCAUUGUCUACCAGCCUACUCCUGUCCCGCCAAACACAUCGCAAGCCAACAAACCCACAGCCAUUCCCCGUAUCAUAUCUCCCGAUGGUGGCAUUCCUCAAGCACCAGCUGACUCGAGGCUGGUACAAAUCGGAUUCAACGGCUCGCUCCCCUAUGAGUUCGCUGUCAAGAACAGGGAUUCAAUAAUUCAAAUUUUCAGCUACACUCCAAUCGGCGUCUCAUAUGGUCUGCAGAUUUCCCGCAGUCUCACCGUCAUGCGAUCCAUCGAGCCAUACGACACAGUUCAAAAGAACACCUACACUACCACUUUGGCUCUUAUCUACAUCCCAGAGAACCUCGUGACAGAACUUUCCGUCUCAUUGCACAACCCUUUUUCGCUCAUCUACAAGCACCCUAACCCUUCCGUUGCCCAGCUCAUGUCCCUGAUCGAUCCGUCCAUCCCCCUGAUUCCCGGCGGCGGCCCCCUCGGCCAGGAAACCGGAGGACCCGGUGGUGGCCUCACCGGUCGCCCGGGUGGUGGCAAUGAUGACGGAAACGAGGGCGGCUCAGGAGGGAAUGAAAGUCCCGGCGGCUCAGGCAGCUCAUCCAAUGUGCGCGCAACCUCGGUUGGCAUUGGUCUCGGUGUUGUCGGCGGUGCAGCCCUCUAUGGUGCAGCGAUGUUCUUCGUCGCACGCCGCUACCGCAAGAAGCGCAAGAUGCACCGUCGCACCGGCUCUCUGACGAGCGGGAUUGGAAAUAAUAAUACGCCCGAACCCUGGCCGAUCACAUCAGACACGCUGAUGACCGGUGGUCGCGGGGACGGAAAUGUCAGCUCCAUUCAGCAUGAUGCGCGAAACAGCCAUAAUAGUGGUGGAUCAGGGAGUGGGAAGACGCAGAUGAUCAGUGCCCCUGUGAUGGCUGAGAAUUCACUGGGAUGGAACUAA